This is a messenger RNA of Torulaspora globosa, 2394 nucleotides long. Its product is annotated as class I SAM-dependent methyltransferase. The record is from RefSeq and is a predicted model, not a curated record. The transcript has a single exon. NCBI's taxonomy places the organism in Eukaryota, Fungi, Ascomycota, Saccharomycetes, Saccharomycetales, Saccharomycetaceae. Bases 1 to 2394 code for a protein of 797 amino acids.
AUGACUGGAAAUAUCAAUACAGUAAUAGCAGACAUAGCUAGUCCUAUUGGAUCUAUCUCGGAGACUGCUACCGACGCUGCCGGCAGAAAUUUCUUGAAGAAUUAUAUGGAACAUGUGGCUCCAUCCGAAUGGCUUUCUUUGAAUGCGGCUACUAUUAUGUUGUCGAUUUUGGCUCCGUUGAUGCUGACUUUGGCAUGCAAUGAAACUGCUAGGUCAAUUGUACUGUUCUGCUGGGCCUGUUUCAUCAAGCCAUUCCAUGCCAAAUCGUCUCACAGUGCUGAUAAUCAGCAAAAGAAUUUGGAGCUUUUCUACAAGACACAGGCCAAGAUCUAUGAUAAAACCCGCGAAGUUUUGCUUCAGGGCCGAUUUGAAGCCCUGCAACUAGCAUAUUCCCAUCUGCCAAAGAACAAGAAGGGCUUGAUAUGGAUCGAUAUUGGUGGAGGUACUGGUUUGAACAUCGAAAAGAUGUCACAAAUUUGCUCUUUGAAGGAUACCUUCCAAGCUAUUUACUUGGUCGAUCUGUCACCAUCACUAUGUGAAGUUGCACGCGAAAGGGCAGACCGCUUGAAAUGGACUAAUGUGCAUAUUAUGUGUGCUGACGCUUGCGAUUUCGAGAUUCCUCAACAUGAGUGCGCUGACUUGAUCACUUUUUCUUACUCUUUAUCCAUGAUGCCUCCUUACUACGCCGUGAUCGACCAUGCUUAUGAGCUAUUGAAUGAAAAUUACGGUAUUGUCUGUUCGGUCGAUUUCGGCGUCCAAUCUUCUGCUCAUGUCACAGGAAGGGUCAACAAUAUCGGUGGCCUGAUGAAUUACCACAUUCCAUGGUUUUACAGAACCUUCUGGAGAAUUUGGUUUGAGUGUGACAAGGUGUUUUUAGACCCUUCUCGGAGAGAAUACUUGGAAUAUAGAUUUGGAACACUGAAAUCUAUCAACAUGCGUAAUAAAACAUUGGGUAACAUUCCCUAUUAUAUUUGGCUGGGGGUUAAUAAGGAUGAAGAUCAUAUGUUGAGCCACAGGUUUAAAGUGCUAGCGGCAAGGUCACCUUACUUGGCACCGGUCGAACAGGGAACGCCUUUGAAAGGCAGUCAAUGCCCUACUAGUAAAGAGUUAGAAGUAGCUGCUUCCAACACGAAAAAAGGAUUGCCAUUUCCAUCAUUGUUCUAUCAGAGAGAGAUCUGGAGGGCCUAUUACGACGAGUUAAGCCCACAUUAUGACCAGUUUAAGAACCAGUAUAUCUAUGCGUUCACCUGGGAAGACCCACGAGAGGACGCAAAGAUUUUGAACCUGACUGCUGAUGAUACUGUCUUGGCGAUCACUAGCGCAUGCGACAAUAUCUUGGCUUAUGCAGCUCUGCCAAACCCACCAAAAAGAAUUCACGGCGUGGACUUGAAUCCAUUCCAGGGCCAUUUGGCUGAGUUGAAGUUGGCUGCCUCCCGCUGUCUCACUUAUGAAGAAAUAUGGUCACUGUUUGGAGAAGGUAGAAUCGCCAAUUUCAAAAAGCUGCUACUCUGCAAGCUGGCACCGCAUCUGUCAUCCAACGCUUUCCAAUACUGGAUGAGCGAGGGAGCCAGAGCUUUCGACAUCAGCGGCCACGGCUUUUACGACACAGGAUCGACCAGAUGGGCCCUAAGACUAGCCAGAUAUAUCUUCAAAACCAUGGGAUUGAGCGGCAAAGUGACCGAGCUCUGCAAAGCAAGAACCAUUCGCGAGCAACAGCUAAUUUGGAACAAAUACAUCAGACCGGCUCUAUUCAACCCGAUUGUAGGAAAGCUGCUGGUCGGCAACCCAAUCUUUCUAUGGAAGGCACUCGGCGUUCCCACGAAUCAAGCCGAAAUGAUGGGUAGCUCAACACUACAAUAUAUCAUCGAUACCAUGGAUCCUUUGAUUAGCAGGUCUCUGAUCUCAACAGAUAACUAUUUCUACUACUUGACAUUGAACGGCAGGUACUCCAAAGACAAUUGCCCAGUCUAUUUAAAGGAAAAGGUUCAUGAAAUAUUCGCUAGCGAGUCCAAUUCACCUCUGGACAGAAUCAGACUCCACACAGACACCUUGAACAAUGUGUUGAGCAGAUUAGCUCAAAAGUCUCUCACUGUUGCCGUCAUCAUGGACCACAUGGACUGGUUUGAUCCCAACGGCAACGAUGCCAACCAUGAAAUCACGGCCCUGUACAACGCUUUGCAGUUUGGCGGCAGGGUUUUAUUAAGAUCCGCUGCUACUCACCCUUGGUACAUUAAAUCCUUCGAGGACAUGGGAUUCGUCUGCGAACCUGCUGCAAUCAGGCGCUCCGGGGAGAGUAUCGAUAGGGUGAACAUGUAUGCUUCGACGUGGAUCUGUACUAAAACCAUUGAGCUGGAUGCCAGGCGCAGAAUGAGCUCAUUGGACUUGACUCAUUAG